GUCGUCUAAUUUGGUUGCAAAGUGACUAUUUAUAUUCACUUUACACGCGUUUGGUAGAGCUGGAGUUUCUGCUAGGAAUACUUCAAAAGCUGUGAACUUACAGGUGAGCAUAGCCUAGCCUCAUCUUCUUUGGGGUAGUAGGUAUUGUAUGAAGUCUACACCAUCGUAGAGGGUAGCCAGGUUUAAAAUUGAGUAGGACUGAGAAUCGUAGCGCGAAUGUCUUUCCACGUACUGCACCAUAUCCAGUGAAAUUUAGCUUUUGGACUCAGUUCGCAAAAACAGGUCUUUCAUGUUCUAAGCCAUAAGCCACACUUAUUGUGUGAAGGCAAGUGGUACUACCCAGUUCCCCAGACUGAGAUAGGUAGAGUGGGGUUCGAACGCGGGACCCACUGAAUGAAAGCCGAUGAUGAGCCCCGUCGCCACAUUCAGUGAAAUGGAUAACUCCAUCACAUUACUGCCGAAGGAAUUGUAAACUUGUUCCGCUUAACUAGCUUCAUUUGUCAUUAUUGACUUCACCUAUCUUCAUGUAUAUGUUUUGUAGGCAUGGAUAUUCACCGGUCAUUGUUACCAGUCAGUGCCGUAGUCCUCGUUGCAUGGAGUAUUCUGUUUCGACUGUCUUUCCAUCAAAUUGAUGAAGGUCAUGUCGGUGUAUAUUAUCGUGGAGGUGCCCUACUGUCUCAAACAAAUGGACCUGGCUAUCAUUUAAUGAUUCCUAUUAUAACAACAUUUAAACCUGUCCAGAUAACUUUACAAACUGAUGAAGUGAAGAAUGUUCCCUGUGGUACAAGUGGUGGGGUUGUUAUUUAUUUUGAUCGUGUUGAAGUGGUCAACUUUUUGGCAGCUGACAGUGUGCAUGAUAUUGUCAAGAAUUAUACAGCCGAUUAUGAUAAAACAUUAAUUUAUAACAAAAUACAUCAUGAAUUGAAUCAAUUUUGUAGUAGUCAUACAUUACAAGAGGUAUACAUUGAACUGUUUGAUCAAAUCGAUGAAUAUUUGAAACGGACAUUACAAGCAGAUUUAACUACAAUGGCUCCUGGUUUAUACAUCCAAGCUGUACGUGUUACAAAGCCUAAAAUCCCUGAAGCUAUAAGACGUGAUUAUGAAGCUAUGGAAGCUGAAAAAACAAAAUUGCUAAUAGCUGAACAACAUCAAAAAGUGAUUGAACGACAAGCAGAAACUGAACGUCGUCGAGCAAUAAUCGAAGCAGAGAAAAUCUCUCAAGUAUCUGCAAUAGAAUGGAAAGCUAAAGUUGCUGCACAAGAACAAGAGCGUAAAAUCAGUGAAAUAGCUGAUGCUACCCAACUUGCUAGAUCCAAAUCAAUUGCUGAUGCUGAACACUAUCGAGCUGUAAAAGAAGCUGAAGCUAGUCGGUUAAAGCUAACUCCCGAAUACUUAGAAUUAGCUAAAUAUCAAGCAUUAGCACAAAAUUCAAAAAUCUAUUUCACUGGUGAUCAAGGCAAUCUGAUUAUGGAUCUUAUCAGUCAAAUGUCUACAAAUCAAGUAAAAAAAUCAAGUGAAUCAGGAGUAAAAGAAGAUCAAGUUGUAUCUUCAACUCCUUAA
Messenger RNA from Trichobilharzia regenti, 1560 nucleotides. Lineage: Eukaryota; Metazoa; Platyhelminthes; Trematoda; Strigeidida; Schistosomatidae. The record is from the annotation of a GenBank genome assembly.